Molecule: messenger RNA, 1449 nt
Organism: Striga hermonthica
Lineage: Eukaryota; Viridiplantae; Streptophyta; Magnoliopsida; Lamiales; Orobanchaceae
Source: the annotation of a GenBank genome assembly
AUGUCAAAUGUUACAGGUGAUCAUGAUGAUUAUGAUCAGGAAAGCUUCUCAUCUGGUGAAGUAGUCCGAAAACACGAUAAUCGACAGCUUCGAAACGAGUCGACUAAUAACAAUAUUUGCUCAACUUUUCAUCAACAAUUACAGCCUCUUAAGAAGAAAAGAAAUCUACCAGGAACUCCAGAUCCAACGGCCGAAGUUAUUGCUCUCUCGCCUAAAACCCUCAUGGCCACAAACCGGUUCGUGUGCGAAAUUUGUAACAAAGGUUUUCAAAGGGACCAAAACCUACAACUACACAAAAGGGGUCAUAAUCUCCCAUGGAAGCUAAGACAGAGGACAACAAAUGAGGUUAAAAGGCGAGUUUUUGUUUGUCCCGAGCCAACAUGUGUGCAUAACGAUCCGUCUCGUGCUCUUGGCGACCUAACCGGGAUCAAGAAGCACUAUAGUAGAAAACAUGGGGAGAAAAAGUGGAAAUGCGAAAAAUGCUCGAAAAAAUACGCGGUGCAAUCGGAUUGGAAGGCUCAUUGCAAAACUUGUGGCACCAGGGAGUAUAAAUGUGAUUGUGGAGCUGUUUUCUCCAGGAGAGAUAGCUUUAUAGCUCACAGGGCAUUCUGUGAUGCACUGGCCCAAGAAAAUAGCAAGGCGAGACAAGGCAUAAUAAUGGGCUCAACGGCACAGGAUGUAGAAGCCCAAAUGACUGAUUUCAUGCCCAUAAGUACCAACGCAUACACCUCCAUAGGGGUAACCCAAUUCAACAGCCCAUUCAAGCCCAUGCAUGUGGCUCGCAUGUUACUUGCCACGUCAUCAUCAGGUACUGUAUUCGGCAGCAGCCCCUUAAGCAUUCCUACUACAUCGUCUGGACUUCAGCUCAGCGCAAAUCCAGGAACAUCAAGCUACAACUUUCAUCCAGACGACAAAUUGAGCCAAAUGUUCGGCCCAACCAUGCCGGCCACGGCCCUUUUACAGGAAGCGGCCAAGAUGGGCGCCACAACUUCAAACACUAUGCACUCCCCCAUGGAAAUAAUGCAGGGGACCUUGGACAGCAUCAUGGCAGGCCCGGACCUGUUGUCUGGGCCUGGGCCUACAACCAAUACCCAAACAUUCGACAAAUUUCUGCAGAUGAAUACAGAAGAUACAGUGGCCCGGCCUUUUGUUUGUGGCACGAUUUUUAUCGGCGACCAAAAUCCAGUGGCCGGGCUCUUGAAGGAUGUGGUGGAGGCACAAGAGAAGUGUAAUAAUAUGAUGGGAGGAACUCCGCCAAGCUUGGGUGGAAAUGCAAUGGCUACCGUUGAUUUCUUGGGGCUCGGUGGAUCAGGACUGCACGAUUUACUGAUUGAUGGGCAAUUGGGUCCGGAGAAUAUGAAUCAACGACCAAUGCAAGCGGACACUUCUGAUCAGCAGCUCUCGCAUCCUCGUGAGGAGUUUAACAGUGUAAGGGAUAUAGUAUUAUAA